AGAAGGCAAUAAGAAAAAGAGAAGACUUAGAAAAAGCAAAGUCUACUUCAGUUCAGCUUCUGGUCUUCAUUCAAGCUAUUUUCGCCAUUAAUGCUGAAUCCCCGAAGCUCUCAAACCCCAACACAUCCGGUUCAACUAAAAGAGAGUCUCAAGCCACACAGUCUCCGUUCUCGGGCUUAAACCUUGGCGCUCAGGUGAAAGAAAGGAGAAGGAUAUGGUUAACUUAAUCCCAACCGUAAUCAAGAAUUUCUAUGAUAAAUGGAAUAUCCAGAGUUUCAUUCUGUUCAGUCUCUCACUACAGACCAUUCUAAUUCUGUUUGCACCAUUCAGAAAACGGUCAGGAAAUAUAAUGGUAAUAUGGCUGAUCUGGUCAGCUUACUUGCUGGCCGAUUGGGCUGCGAACUUUGCGGUCGGACUUAUUUCCAAUAGUCAAGGAAAUUCUUCGAAACCUAAUACUCGUGAGGACAUUCUGGCAUUUUGGGCACCCUUUCUUUUGUUACACCUUGGUGGUCCAGAUACCAUAACUGCUUUUGCUCUGGAGGAUAAUGCACUUUGGCUAAGGCACUUGGUUGGGCUUCUAACCCAGGUUUCUGCAGCUGUUCUUGUCUUCGGCCAAGCCCUUCCCGAAAACAAGUACUUAUGGAUCCCUACUGUCCUUCUGUUUGUCGCUGGAACCAUCAAGUUUGGUGAGCGAACGCGUGCUUUAUUUCUCGCAAACCUGAAUAAAUUUCGGGAAUCCAUGCUUAAACCACCUGACCCAGGGCCUAACUAUGCAAAGAUCAUGGAGGAAUACGCUGCGAAGAAAGAGGCCAAACUCCCAACUCAGAUAGAAUUGAUAGCAGAGCCUAAUCAAGAUUCCAAGACUGCACGUUAUGCAAUUGAUGAAGGCGAUCGCGAGCUAGAUGAUCUUAAGACGGUGAAACAUGCUUAUCACUUCUUCGAAAUCUUCAAGGGUCUCAUUGUGGAUCUCAUCUUUAGUUUCCGCGAGCGCGAUGAGAGCCGACUAUUUUUCCAAAAGAGAAAAUCGAAAGAUGCUUUUAAGGUGCUAGCGGUUGAACUCAACUUCAUGUAUGAAGUUCUCUAUACGAAGGUUGUUGUGGUGCAUUCAAAGUUUGGAUACUUUGUCCGGUUUAUAUCCUGGUGUGCGGUUGUGGCCGCCUUUUCAAUCUUCUAUAAAUUAGAUAAGCAAGGUUUUCGCAAGAUUGACGUUGGAAUAACCUAUACCUUGCUCUUUGGUGCCAUAGCAUUGGAUACAAUUGCUCUCUUUAUGCUGGCUUUCUCUGAUUGGACUGCUGCUUCCAUCCAGAACUUGUCGAGGGAAAAUAUCUGGAAAACUAUCUGUAAAGCUUCUAUAGACAGAUGCUUCCUCCCUCUCCUCAAAUACUUUCUCACUCUCAAGAAGAUAAACUGGGGGACAGAGACAAGUUGGUUGGGACGGGCUAGACAAAUCCUAUUCCGGAGGUGGUCUGAAUCUCUAUAUCAAUACAACUUGAUAGAUUAUUGUUUGAAAGAACGUUUAAUUAAAGGUUUAAUUAAACGUUUAUGGAUUUAUCCCAUUGAGGAAUUAGGCCUUAAGGAUUUCUAUGAUUUGAUGAAGUAUGUUUCCAAGAAACCAUUUGCAGAAGAGUUAUGGGAGUUCAUCUUUGAUCAGUUGAAAAAGAAAUCCAAUCUCGCAGAUGAUCCUGACACUGCGAAGAGGAUAUGUUCGGCUCGAGGUGAUUGGGUUCUACAGGAUAGUGAUUGGAAUAGUGAUAGUAGUAAGCUGAUGUCUUAUGUUGUUGAUGUUGAUUAUGAUCAGAGCCUUAUGAUAUGGCAUAUUGCUACAGAUAUCUGCUAUAGUACCGAGAGCGGCAACAUCAAUGACGAUGAGAGUACUAUAGCUAGUCGUGAAUUCUGUAAGGUCCUCUCGGAUUAUAUGUUAUAUCUUCUAGUUAUGCAGCCAACCAUGAUGUCGGCUGUAGCGGGUAUUGGCCAAAUAAGAUUCCGCGAUACCUGUGCCGAGGCCAAAAAUUUCUUCAAAAGAAAGAAUCCACGAGGAGGAUCAGGAGAAGAACAUAAACAGGCAUGCGAAAUGAUCCUUGAAGUAAAUACUGAUGUCAGACCUGUUGAUUUGAAGGGUGACAGAAGCAAAUCUGUGCUGUUUGAUGCUUGUAUUCUCGCCAAAGAGCUAAAAAAUUUGAAGGGGCCGAAAAAAUGGAAGCUAAUGAGUGAAGUGUGGGUGGAAUUGUUGUCUUAUGCUGCAAGCCAUUGCAGGGCCAAUACCCAUGCUGCUCAACUAAGCAAAGGAGGAGAGCUUAUCACAUUUGUCUGGUUAUUAAUGGCUCAUUUGGGCAUAGGGGAUCAGUUCCAAAUAAAUGAGGGCCAUGCAAGAGCAAAACUGAUUGUGGGUAAGUAAACUGGUCAAUCCAUUAGCUUCUUUCUGCAUGUGUAGAACUUUUUAUGUAUUUGGAGGAUGGGCAGAAGAUUUGAUAUCUUUAUUUAUUAGAGAUGUUUGUGAUGUAUGUGAAAAUAGUAGUAUUGGUUGCA
This is a messenger RNA of Alnus glutinosa, 2526 nucleotides long. RefSeq lists its product as uncharacterized. NCBI's taxonomy places the organism in Eukaryota, Viridiplantae, Streptophyta, Magnoliopsida, Fagales, Betulaceae. Bases 215 to 2395 code for a protein of 726 amino acids. The record is from RefSeq and is a predicted model, not a curated record. The transcript has 2 exons.